Messenger RNA from Chelonia mydas (Green sea turtle), 8042 nucleotides. RefSeq names its product semaphorin 4G (gene SEMA4G). NCBI's taxonomy places the organism in Eukaryota, Metazoa, Chordata, Testudines, Cheloniidae. The transcript is spliced from 17 exons. Gene Ontology annotation, biological process: positive regulation of cell migration; axon guidance; neural crest cell migration. Gene Ontology annotation, molecular function: semaphorin receptor binding; chemorepellent activity. The record is from RefSeq and is a predicted model, not a curated record. Bases 1289 to 3805 code for a protein of 838 amino acids.
UAGUGCAGGGAACAUUCACUGCGUGGGCGAUAUAGCACAGAAAUCCAAUGGGAUAUUGAUGCCUUCUCCCCCCCCCCCCCCCGAGUGCCCUCAUGGAUGGGUGGGGGGGAGGGCGGCGGGUGGUAUGGGGAGUCACCUGGAUUGAAGAUUGGGGCCCCUUGAGGGGGCUGGCUGUGAGGCUUGGGGAUUUCAGAUUCAUACCAAAUUGCAGGCCAGUGACACUUGGGCUGGGGGCUGGAGGGGGAUGCAGCAGACUGGGAUUGUGGUGCUGGAAUGCAGUUGUUUUUCUCAGCCAGCUGGGCACUUUCCCUUCUCCCCCUUCCCUGAGUGCGGGGCUGUGUGUGAUGCAGGGAUCUUUCACACACUCCGGACAAGCUUCCUUCGCUGGCCCCCUCCUCGUCCCCAAUGAGCCCUGCGCCUCGGGGUGGCCUUUCAGAACGCCGGCUUGAAAGCAGGGUAACCAGGAGAUGCUUCUUCUGCUGCUGACAAAAAUAGUCUUGCAAGACAAAGAAACUGUCCAACAUGGAUGAGGAGCGCAGGUCCCCCCAGAGGCAGGGAAAUUAUUAUGAACAACGAUGCCAUUUUCCUGUGCUCGUUGGAAAGUGGCAACCCUCCCAGACAGGCUCCUUUAUAUCCCCCCUUCCCCCUCCCUUAAACAGGAGCUUAAGCGUUGCCCGGAAUAAAGGCCCAACUCUUAGUGACUUCGGUAGGGCUCAAACUUGAGCCUGGACUUAAGUGCUUUGCUGAAUCGGGGCUGGGGGGGGGCAGGGGUGUCUAUUGUGGCCACAUUUCCCUCUGGUUUGUUAUGGAGCCAUGCUCAACACAGCGGAUCUCUGCUCAUCUUGGCAUGGUUGCUCUGGGGCGGGCAGAAAACCAGUGUUUGUGGUGGUCCUGAAUUUCGGUUUGGGCUCUGGAAAACGUGCUGAUAGCCCACUGAGGGGUUUUUAAAGUCCGUUCGAAUCUUUCCCUUCCCUUCCCUUGAGGGAUGUAGUGUGUUCUUGUAGCUGUGAGAUUUAUUCAGCGAUUGUGGCAGAAUGGAAGAAAAAACAACCAGGAGCACUUGGAAUAAUUGAUGUCUAGUCUGUGCUCUGGAGCGGAGUAGCUGCUUUUAGGUGCAUUACCUUACUUCAUAACUAUGCAUGGAGCGUCUGUAUUAGCAGCUCAGGAGCACGAUCGUGGUUUGCCGUGAGACACGCAGGAGCCGGCGGGGCGAUCUCUGUGAGCUGGGCCCCCAUCCACUGCCAAAGAGUUUGUGUCGGCAGAGCAGCGACCUCGGUCACCUGGGAAGAUGAGAAGCCGUAUGGCCUGUUACCUCUUGGUCCUGUUGGCGGCCGCGACAACGGGCUACCCCUCUCGACGAUCCGCCGUGGAUUUGGACGCCACCCCAAGGAUGACGAUCUCCAAUAACGAGUUGUCCGACGUCCGGCGCUUCAGCAGCCACGCCCUGAACUACACCACCCUGCUGCUGGAGGACGAGAAGGGGAUCCUCUACGUGGGUGCGCGAGGGGCCAUAUUCGCCUUAAACUCCAGCAACAUUGCCGAUGGCUCCCAGAGGGAGAUCCGGUGGGAGGCGUCUCCGGAGAAGCAAACCGACUGCCUCCAGAAGGGCAAGAACAACAAGACCGAGUGCUUCAACCACAUCCGGCUCGUGCAGAGGCUGAACGACACUCACCUGUACGCCUGCGGGACCUACGCCUUCCACCCGCUGUGCGCGGCCAUCGAUGCCGACAGGUUCGCGCUGCCAUCCCACUUGGAGGAGGGCAAGGAGAAGUGCCCGUACGACCCCGCCCGCGGCUACACCGGCCUCAUCGUAGAUGGCGGGUUGUACACGGCCACGCGGUACGAGUUCCGUAGCCUGCCGGACAUCAGGCGCAACCUGCACCAGCGGCCCCUGAAGACGGAAGAGUCCCCCGUGCACUGGCUAAACGAUGCAGAGUUCGUGGCCUCUGUGCUGGUCCAGGAGAGCGUGCACAGCCCAGUGGGGGACGAUGACAAGAUCUACUACUUCUUCAUGGAGCGGGCGGCCGAGGAGAGUGCCUCCUUUGACAAGAGCCAGGUGGCCAGGGUGGCCAGAGUGGCCCGGGUGUGCAAGAGCGACCUGGGUGGGAAGAAGAUCCUGCAGCGGAAAUGGACGUCCUUCAUGAAGGCCCGGCUGGUCUGCUAUAUCCCCUACUACGAAGUGCUCAAGGCCGUGCACACCGUGGACGGGGGCAGCUGGCCCAGCACCGUCUUCUACGCCACGUUCACCUUGUCGGCUCAGUGGAGGAGCAUGGAGGCAUCCGCCGUCUGCCAGUACAACAUCUCUGAGCUGCAGAGGGCUUUCGAGGGCCCCUAUAUGCAAUACCAGGACACCACCCACAAAUGGACCCGCUACGACGGGGAGGUGCCAGACCCACGGCCGGGCUCUUGCAUCACCGACCACUCCCGCGAGCGCAGCUACCGCUCCUCCCAGGACCUGCCCAACGGCGUGCUGGACUUCAUCAAGCUACACCCGCUCAUGUUCGAGGAGGUGAAGCCGGCGCGGGGGGAGCCCCUGCUGGUGAAGAAGAAUGUGCUCUACACGGCCCUGGCGGUGGACAGGGCGCCGGCCCUGGACGGCCAGCAGUACGACGUGCUCUUCAUGGGGACGGGUGACGGCUGGCUGCACAAGGGGGUGGUGAUCGGCUCCGCUGUACAUAUCGUGGAGGAGCUGCAGGUCUUCGGGACCCCCCAGCCCGUGGAAAGCCUGGUGAUCUCCAAAGGCCAGAGAAGCGUGUACGUGGGGGCUGGCAGCGGAGUCCUGCAGCUCCCCCUGUCCAGCUGCGCCAGGUACGGCUCCUGCUACGACUGCAUCCUGGCCCGGGACCCCUACUGCACCUGGGACGGCGAGGGCUGCCGGGAGCUGGCCGGCGCUGCGGACAGGACCCAGCUGACCCAGGACGUGCAGCACGGCAGGGAGGGCUGCAGGAACGGCUCUGCUCAGGCGCCCCCCGUGCAGAAGAACCGGACGGUGCUGCGGGGCGACGACGUGCUGCUGCCGUGCGAGCAGCGCUCCAACCUGGCGCAGGCCACGUGGCUGGUGAACGGCACGUCGGGGCUGGCGGCCGGGCAGGGCCACUUCCGGCUGGGGGCGGACGGGCUGCUGGUGACGGACGCCCUGCCGGAGCACAGCGGGGAGUACGGCUGCUACGGGGAGGAGAAUGGCCUGCGCUCCCCGCUGGCCGCCUACGCCCUGACGGUGCUGCCAGAGCCGCCCCAGGAGCCGGCGGCGCCCACGGCCCCCCCGCCCCCGCGCACCGCCCGCCAGGCCUCCCCCGACAUGAAGUUCGUCUACAUCGCGGUCAUCACGGUGCUGGGUGGGCUGUGCCUGGUGCUGAGCACGGUGCUGCUCCACGUCUCCUGCCUGCAGCGCCGCAAGGGCAGGUACGUGCUGGGCGCCCCCCGCGCCCCCUCCGUGGAGCUGCAGACGGUCUCGGCCAGCUGCCUGGGCAGGGCCCGGGAGGCCGCGGAGGAGGAGCUGGGCCAGGAGGCCGGCUGCCUGCAGAUCGUCCCGGGCGAGGCCCCCCCGGCGGCCUCCCCGGCCAGGGAGACGCCCCCGGCGCCCCCCCCGCCGCCCCCGCCCCUCCCGGCCGAGUUCACCAACGGCAUCGCCGCCCUGCCCAACGUGCUGCGCAAGAUGAACGGCAACAGCUACAUGCUGCUGCAGCAGGAGGAGCCCAGCCCCUCGCCCCUGUACACCACCUCCUUCGCCGAGGAGCUGAGCAAGAUCCUGGAGAAGCGGAAACACACGCAGCUGGUGGACAAGCUGGACGAGAGCUCCGUGUAGGGGCCCCCGGACGCCGGUCGGAUUCAGUCCCCUGUCCCCGCCCCCCCCCACCAACCAGUGUUACACAAACCCACGGGAAACUACCUCUGGAACCGAAGCGCGGGGCCGGGCCUCGGGGCGCCGGGAUCCCCCUCCUGGGACCGCUUGGGUUCGGACACUGCUGUAAAGAGACGUGGAUUGAAAUGGGAAUUCUAUUUAUGGAUAAAAGAUGACGAUCCGGAAACGCGGCUGUGUCAGGGUGGGGCGGGAGGAGACGCCUGCCCGGACGCUGGCCUCGGACCGCUCCUGCGGGAGAGGUGGGAGCUGGCCCCUGUGUGCUGAGAAGAGACAUGGCCCCUGGGACCCGCUGGGCCGAGAGACAGAGACGGGGAACCCGGCGCGGAGGAGAGCUAAAAAGCAGGAGCCCGUUAGUCUGUGCAGAACGCCGACGUGGUCGUGAAGGGGCUGGCUCCAACGCGGGGCCCUGAGCUGCACCGCCACAGGCCGGAGCGCAGGGCUGGGGGGCGCCGGCUUUCAACACAGCCUGACGUGGUGGGGAGAGAGCUGUGCCUGGCCCCUCCAUCCCCAGCAAAAGUGGCCCUGAGCUAUCCUAGCGAUGCCAGGCUGCAGCCAGGUCGUGGGGCAGAGAGUGGGCAGACAGGCCUUGCAGAGUGAGUGCGUAGGGGUACGUGUGUGGGGUCACUGCAGCAUGGCCGUGGAGUGGUGCUUUAGGGGGGGUCACAGCAGCGUGGCCGUGGAGUGGUCCUUUUGGGUGGUCACGGCAGCGUGGCCGUGGAGUGGUACGUGUGGGUGGUCACGGCAGCGUGGCCGUGGAGUGGUGCGUUUGGGGGUCACGGCAGCAUGGCCGUGGAGUGGUACGUGUGGGGGGUCACGGCAGCGUGGCCGUGGAGUGGUACAUAUGGGGGGUCACGGCAGCGUGGCCGUGAAGUGGUACGUGUGGGUGGUCACGGCAGCGUGGCCGUGGAGUGGUGCGUUUGGGGGUCACGGCAGCAUGGCCGUGGAGUGGUACGUGUGGGGGGUCACGGCAGCGUGGCCGUGGAAUGGUACGUGUGGGGGUCACGGCAGCGUGGCCGUGGAGUGGUGCGUGUGGGGGUCACCCCUUGCCUGUGGCAGUGCCCUCCCAUUGCCAGGCCCCGCCGGCCGUUGGGGACCAAGACCCCAGGAGCCAGGCUCAGCACAGAGGACGGGGCAGGUGAGGGGGCAGGGUGAUGUGGCACUUAACCAAACAGCCUCCUUCGUCCUCACAGCCAGGGGAGGGCCCCAUCCUGUGCCCUGUCCCAGUACAGGCGCUCAGGUUACGGUGGUGUAGCUGGGAGCAGGCGCUGGUCCUGGGUUCCAGCUCCCCUUGGCUUCCGUUGUCUGCCUCCUGGGUCUUUCCCGCCCCGGCGCCACCUUCCUGCCCAUCCGGCCCCAACGCCCCCUGCCUAUGGAAGGCCAGAACGGAGCUGGGCAGGGGCGGGCGUCGUGACAGGCCCUGCUGUGUGUGUGCGUCGGCGUGCGUGUGUGUGUGUGUGUGCGCGCACGCUCAGCUCCGCGGGCUGGAAUGGCAGACACGCCACGUGACCGUGCCUGCUCACGAGCACGCCUGCCGCCACGGGGAUCCCCUUGCAGGGGGGGUGUUUUGGGAGCACAAGCUCCGGGGUUCUGGCCCCCGCCGGUGCCGAAGACCUGUGCGCACCGCCUGGGUUUAUUCCAGCCCCGGACCCCCGGAGCGUGCGGGUGUGCGCCACACGCCAGAGACCGGCCCCCUGCUCCGCUUGUUGUUACAGCGCCCGGGACCGCGCUCGCCUGUCCCGAGAGAGGCCGGCUCCCAGCUGAGCUCCACCGCCUCCUCCGUCCGUCCCCGCUCGGCCGCGGCUUCACCCCCGCAGAGCCGCCGCGCGGUUCGAAGUGACUGGUUCGCUAACGAGCACUCGGCGCCCGGGCCUCCAGCGCGGCGUGGGAACGGCCGGCGACGACCGUCGCUUCAAACGCAGGGACAGUCGGCCCCGGAGCGGCCGCUGGCAGAUGGCCCCGAGCGUCCUGGCGAGAGAGAGAGACUGCGUGGCUACGGCAACGCACACACCCCCGGCUCCAGUGGUACCUGGCCAGCCCGCUAGGCAGCGCGAGUUACCGCGUCGUCUCCUAAACAUCACAGCCACCGAGAGACCAGACCGGCCGCGCCGCGCCCUCUGCCCAGCCAGCGCGGUGGGAAGGGGCCCAAGCGACGGGGCUGGCUCUGAGUCCCUCGGGGCACCGCUCCCACCGGCUGGCAGAGCCCCGGCCCGCUCUCCUCCUCGGGAAGCUUCGCAGGCUCUCUCGCCGUGGGAGUUCGGCACCAGCUCUCCCCGGCUAAUUGACUUUGGCCUUCGCUCCGUUACCAGGCUGCCUGGUGUUCUGCGGGGGGAGGAAGAGACCACCCAUGAAGCCGCUUCGAAACCCUGCUGUGGCUGGAAGCAGACAGCUCCCGAGCAAGCAUUCCCCCCCUGCGCCCAUCACCUUGUAACCAGAGCAGCGGAGGUGUAUGCAGACAGGUCUGCUGGGCAAACACCCCCACGGCUCCACCGCUCCCAGCUGUGGGCGAGCUCUCAGGGUGGGUGGAUCUUCCUCCCCCCACCACUCAGGCCCGGUGCCACCAGGGCAGCUGGCACCUGAGCCUGAGACCACUCUGGCAGAGCAAACAAGCUGGCUCUUAGCCCAUGGGCCAGCCCCUAGAGGCAGAUGGGAGCUGUGGAUGUCCCGUGCAUCCUCCCCCAAUCCUCCUUUGCAGCAUCGGGCAGCAUCAAGCAGCGUCUGCCUCCCUGCCCCCCACCUCUCCCUCUGCGUGGAACGGGCACCCCGAGCACGCGGACCGCAGCCCUGGGGUUGGAGAGCUGGAGCUGGGGUCAGGCCGUGGUUCCUCAUGGAAGUGAGCAACAGAGGUGGUUCUUCUGCCUGGCCAGGGCACGACAGCCCCCCCGCCAAGCACCUGCGCCAGGCCUGCGAGGGGCUGCCAGGCUGCCCACUCCUGUGGUGUCUGAGCACCCGCCUGCUCUAGUUUUAAAUGGCCCAGGCGAUGGGGCUCCCCACAGCCGCCUCACCCUCCUGCCUGCCUCGCCAUACAAUCGCAGGGAAAGGCUGCGCUCUCUGAGGGUUCCCUCACUGGCACCCCCAGGCCCUGCCCAGCUGAUGUGGAUCUCUGUGAGCUGCAGCUGGCGCUGGCUUGCCCCAGGGGAUGCCCUGCCCCACAUGAGUGGAGAAAGGGCUGGGUGGUGCUUUGCCUGGGGCAAUAAUGUCGCUGAGUCUGCAUGGCUCAGGCUGUCCCCCGCUGGCCUGCCAUGCUGCCGGCCAUCCUAGACCUGGCCAUGCCAGGCUCAGUGCAUGGGAAUGGGGGGCGGAAGGGGGAGGAGAGGCGUGUAUAGAACAUCCCUCGUGUGGAAAACAUUUCAAGUGGGAGGGUGUCUGGGUCAGUGAUAGCAGCAGCAGAUUGUGAGUCAGGAUGUCUGGGUCCUAUUCCCAGCUCAGGGAGGGGACUGGAAGUCAGGAUGCCUGGGGCCUAUUCCCAGCUCCGCCACUGACUCACUGGCUGACCUUGGGCAAGUCACCUUCCCUCUCUGAGCCUCAGUUUCCCCUCCAUAAAGCAAGGGUAAUUUCUCCCUCCCUGCUGUUGGGAGGUGCGGGGAGGGAGGUUUCCAGCAUUGGGACAGUGUGGUAGAAAUGUAGAGCGAGCCGGCUGGUGAUCCAACAGCAGUGGCCCUAGGUGCUGCUGUAGCCAUCCCAGGCUGUUGCUGCGGGGUUGGUAAGGCUGGUGCUGUACCCCGCACCCCAGCAUUGCUGGGCCUUGCCCAUUCCCCAGCCGUGCCCGGGAAAGGCCCCGGUCAGCAUGGCUCGGGGAGCACAGCACAGACCCAGGGCUGUGUUUGCGUGCCAAGGGGUUGUCUGGGGGGACUUGUGUUCUCGAGCCCUGCUCCAGCGCAGAUCAUCAGCCAGCCUUGGCGCCCGGUUCCUGGAAUGGGAAAGGGAGGGAGGAAUCAGCGUGGCCGGGGCUGAAUCCGUGGCUGAUCCCCUGGGAAGGAGCAGGGCUGGAGCCUUGCAUAAUGGAAGCACCUCGUCUCCACGAUGGCUUGAUCUAAACCCUAUGUACCAACCCGGCUGCCCAGCGGCCUGCCUCGUCCUCAGUGACAUUCCACCAUGGACAGUCAAAGCAGCAGCGUACAGCACCUUGCAUCUGGUUGCCUCUGCCCCUAGCCGCUCAAUAAACCUGGAUCUGUCUGAAUGA